AUGAAUGAACCAGAAGAAAGUAAACUAACAAGUGAAAUUGAAAAUACUUCAGCUUUAUUGUAUGACCAUAAAAAUAUUCAAUCAAAUGUGGUUGAUGACAGCAAAAUAGAAAAUAAUUUAAAUAUUUCAAAUAAUGAAGUGGCAGAGGAUAAUGAUUUAAAUAAAUGUAAUGCACAAAAAGACCCAAUAUCUUCAUUUUUACUUAAUACUAAAAGAAUUUUCAUUAAAGAAAAACCAAAAGUCAUUUGUAAAAGAGAUGAUGAUAUCGAAGAAUUUGAUACUGAUGAUGAAGAUGAUAAUAAAUUAAAACAAAGUUUUACUGUGCAAAAUUAUUCAGAUUAUAUUAGUUAUGAAGGUAAUAAAUGUAUAUAUACAGAACCAGGAACAGGUCGAAAAUUAAUUUGGAAUAGUGAGGAAAAUAAAUGGUAUUCUGAUGAACAGUUAGAUAACAAUCCAGGUACAUCUGAUAAUAUGAAACAUUAUGAGUUUGAUGGAGAGCAUUAUGUAUAUACUGAUAAAACGUCUAAUGUUACUUAUAAAUUUAUUCAAGAAAAAAAUGAAUGGGUUAUGAAAGAUAAAAAAUUAGGUAAAGACAACGAUGAUAUAAAGGUUAAUAGUUCAUCACAAUUAAGCAAUGAAAUUAUUUAUGGAUUUGAAAAUGAUACACAUACAUACACCGAUCCAACUGAUGGCACAUCAUAUAUUUGGGAUAAAGAUAAAAAUGCUUGGUUUCCAAAGGUUGAUGAUGAGUUUAUGGCUAGGUAUCAAAUGAGUUAUGGGUUUUCUGAGUCUAGUGAUGCUAUUAUAAAUAAUGAAACAGAAAAUCCAACCAAAUCCAUAGAAGCAAUUAAAUUAACUAAGGAGGAUAAGAAAAUAGAAAAUAAAAGGAAAACCCAAGAACCUCCAACUUGGUUUGAAGUUGAUGAAGCACAUAAUACAACAAUUUAUAUUUCCAAUUUGCCAUUAGAUAUUACUGUAGAAGAAAUUAAAGAAUUAGUUACUAAAUGUGGAUUACUUGCUCGUGAUGAGAAAGGAAAGGAUAAACUCAAAUUGUAUACAGAUUCAAAUGGAGAAACCAAAGGUGAUGCACGUUGCACAUAUAUAAAGGUCGAAUCUGUCAAUUUAGCAUUGAAUAUCUUGGAUGGUUGGCAAAUACGAGACAAAACCCUUUCAGUGCAAAGAGCGAAAUUCCAAUUAAAAGGCACGUAUAAUCCAGCGCUAAAGCCUAAAAGAAAAAAGAAAGAUAAAGAUAGGCAAAAAAAAAUUGAAGAAAAACUCUUUGACUGGAGGCCGGAAAGAAUGCGAGGAGAACCGCUCAAAUGUGAACGCGUCGUUAUCAUAAAAAAUCUGUUCAAACCGGAAGAUUUUGAUAAAGACGUAACGCUUCUUUUGGAGUAUCAGCAAGAUGUCAGAUCUGAAUGUAUAAAAUGUGGCGAGGUCAAAAAAGUUACCAUCUAUGAUCGACAUCCUGAAGGUGUGGCCCAAGUAACAUUCAAAGAGCCUGAAGAAGCUCAAGCUUGCAUACUGUUAUUGAACGGACGAUGGUUUGGACAAAGAAAAAUAACAGCUGAAAUCUGGGAUGGCAAAACUAAAUACAAAAUUCGAGAGACGGAAGAACAAAUCGAAGCAAGAAUAAAUAAAUGGGAUAAAUUUUUGGAUGAUCAAGAAGAAGCUGAAGAAAAAAUUAAAAAAAAAGUUGAAACAGAUUGUCAAUCGUCAAGUAGUUAAAAUAAUGUUUUGCUUUAUUGCGGUAUUUGAUAUUUAAAUCAAGAAAUGCAGUAAAAAAACUGAAUACAAAUUUCACAAAGAGCUAUAGUUACUAUCAUUGAAAAAUAAUUGAUAAAAAUGAAUACAUUUUAGAUAAAUCAUUGUUGCUGAAUGUAAUUUGUCGAUUAAUGUAGCGAUUUAACAUCAUUGCCCUAAUAUUUAAUAAUAAUUUAAUA
This is a messenger RNA of Ceratosolen solmsi marchali, 1943 nucleotides long. RefSeq names its product RRM1_TatSF1_like and RRM2_TatSF1_like domain-containing protein barc (gene barc). The coding region runs from base 1 to 1728 and encodes 575 amino acids. Gene Ontology annotation, biological process: mRNA splicing, via spliceosome. NCBI's taxonomy places the organism in Eukaryota, Metazoa, Arthropoda, Insecta, Hymenoptera, Agaonidae. The record is from RefSeq and is a predicted model, not a curated record. Gene Ontology annotation, cellular component: U2-type spliceosomal complex; U2 snRNP. The transcript has 7 exons. Gene Ontology annotation, molecular function: RNA binding.